GUAAAUACAAUUCGGAAACUCGCCCAUCCUCCAAGAGCUCCUACCUCCCCGAGCUGAAGAUUAAUAACGUCACGAGGUCGUUUUUUUUUAGUUCCAAGUUGUCUUGAACGAAACUUAAAUUCCGUAUUCUUGCCACUAGUUUCAUACUAGCCUACGUCGCUGAUAUCACCAGGAGAACGCAGUGUCAUGGUCACUCUAUUAUUCCCAUUCUACCAGCUAUAAUAACCUAAUGGAAAAAGUAGAGAGGUUACGAGGUAAUCUGAGAGUGAAAAUAUCUUCAGAUUGUGUUUCCCAGCUGAUGAGGACUGGCUGAGGAUGACGAAGAUGAUGCAUAUACAGGGGACACCCCAGCAGUGUCAGGGGCUGCAGGGACCUCUGUGAUGGUUGACCCUACCUCAUCCCUGAUCUCCCCAGCUCUGCAGGGGCUCACCAUGGCCACUCGGAGGACACCCUUGGUCCAAACCAGCUUGGUCAAAGACUUUAACCACUUCAUUACCUGCUACCUGUGCAGAGGUUACCUGAUCAAACCCACCACGGUCACUGAGUGCCUGCACACAUUUUGUAAGAGCUGCAUCAUCCAGCACUUUGAAGACAGUAAUGACUGUCCCAAAUGUGGCAUUCAAGUCCACGAAACGAACCCUCUAGAGAUGCUAAGGUUGGACAAUACUCUUGAGGAAAUCAUUUUCAAGCUUGUGCCUGGAUUACGAGAAAAAGAGGGACAGCAGGAGAUUGAUUUCUGGAGGAAGAAUAAGUCAAAAGAAAAUUCACAAGGAGACGGCCUUGGGUCUAAGAAGCUUGGGCUCAGUGAUGAGGAUGGUGAUGAAGAUGACCAGGAUUACCACAGGAGCGACCCCCAGAUAGCCAUCUGCCUCGACUGUCUCCACAACAAUGGCUAUGCUGCAGACAACACAGUGAAGUGUUUAAUGAAGAAGUUCAUUCAUUGCUCUAGUCGAGUCACGGUGGGAACCAUCAAGAAGUUUCUCAGUCUAAAGUUAAAGCUUUCUAGCUCUUGUGAGCUGGAUGUGCUGUGUAAUGGGGAGAUCAUGGGGAAGGACCACACUCUGGAGUUCAUCUACAUGACCCGCUGGAGGCUGCACAGUGACAACAGAUAUCCCAUGGUCCUGGAGUACAGGCCACGAAUAGACUUUGGCUGAACGAAGCCCUGGAAGCCUCCAUAGACAAACAAAGCAAGGACUGGAUGUACAUGCAGCCAAGCCAUGAACUCUGUCCUUCCAAACCUUUCUGAACUUCUCUACAUUUGACCAUUUGUUUUUUUUUCUCAUUCUGUUUCAUUUAGUUGCGACCUUCGUUGUUGAACAUUCUGUGUCCUUCAUUGUUGGAACAUUCUGUGUCCUUCGUUGUUGGAACAUUCUGUGU
Messenger RNA from Oncorhynchus mykiss (rainbow trout), 1377 nucleotides. Its product is annotated as polycomb group RING finger protein 5-A. NCBI's taxonomy places the organism in Eukaryota, Metazoa, Chordata, Actinopteri, Salmoniformes, Salmonidae. The record is from RefSeq and is a predicted model, not a curated record.